Messenger RNA from Musca vetustissima, 768 nucleotides. It is a transcript of the gene Der-1, whose product is annotated as derlin-1. Gene Ontology annotation, molecular function: misfolded protein binding; ubiquitin-specific protease binding. The record is from RefSeq and is a predicted model, not a curated record. Lineage: Eukaryota; Metazoa; Arthropoda; Insecta; Diptera; Muscidae. Gene Ontology annotation, cellular component: Hrd1p ubiquitin ligase ERAD-L complex; endoplasmic reticulum membrane. Bases 1 to 759 code for a protein of 252 amino acids. The transcript has 3 exons. Gene Ontology annotation, biological process: endoplasmic reticulum unfolded protein response.
AUGGCUGAUGCCGGACAAUGGUUCAAGCAACUGCCAAAAUUUACAAGAUAUUGGCUUGCGGGCACAAUAUCAAUGAGUCUACUGACCCGCUUUGGAAUCCUCCCCUUGCAACACAUGUAUCUGGCCCGUGAUUUGGUCUUGGGCAAAUUGCAUCUAUGGCGUUGUGCUACCAGCCUGUUUGUCUAUCCGUUGACACCAUCAACAGGCUUUCAUUUCUUAAUCAAUUGCUAUUUCAUUGUACAGUACAGCGCACGCCUGGAAAAAGAUCAAUUCGGACGAAGUCCGGCUGAUUAUUUGUACCUACAGUUAAUAGUAUCGGCUUUGGCCGUGUUGGGUGGACUUCUCUUCAAUGUAGCUUUCUUAAUGGAUCUACUCGUUGUUGCGGUGACAUACAUCUGGUGUCAACUAAAUAAAGAUGUGAUUGUAAACUUUUGGUUUGGCAGCCGCUUUAAGGCCAUCUACUUGCCAUGGGUAUUAGCUGGUAUGGAACUCAUAUUCCAAGGAUCCAUUGCCUCGUUGAUAGGAAUUUUUAUAGGCCACUUUUAUUACUUCCUCAAAUUCCAAUAUCCCCAAGAAUUGGGUGGUAACGCUUUCCUUGAAACACCAAGCAUACUCAAACAAUAUGUACCCGAUGUAAGUGGUGGCAUUAGCUAUUUUGGUGUACCACCCGCAACCAGAGCCCCACAAAGACCAGCUGCAGCUGGAGGCGCCGGUGCUUUCCCCAAUGCCUGGGGCCGUGGCAAUACUUUGGGCCAUUAACUUAAUAUA